Colias croceus (clouded yellow) is the source of this 607-nucleotide messenger RNA. RefSeq lists its product as uncharacterized. NCBI's taxonomy places the organism in Eukaryota, Metazoa, Arthropoda, Insecta, Lepidoptera, Pieridae. Bases 86 to 346 code for a protein of 86 amino acids. The record is from RefSeq and is a predicted model, not a curated record. Gene Ontology annotation, biological process: 2-oxoglutarate metabolic process. The transcript has 2 exons.
UUCUGUCAAAAUGUAACUGUCACUAAAAUUUUGGCUUAAAAAAUCAGCUGGUAUCACAAACAUCUAAAAGGUUAACACAUUGAAAAUGGUUCGCAUUACAACAAUCCUUCGUCGUGUUCCAGUAAUUAAAUUCCGCAAAGGAGGAAUAGGGCAACCUGGGGCUCCCGCGGCAGCGGCACCCUCGGGAGCACCGGCAACGGCCUCACUUCAAACGCCUGUUCAAGCUCAACCAAGCGCAGCAAUGAGUACUGGCCCUAUAUCAGAUAUUGAUUUACCUCCUCGCUACAGAAGACUACCACUCUCACAAGAAGAGAUUGAUCACAUCAAUGGCGGUGGAGUUGUUUAGUGCACACAGUUACUUUUUGUAGAUUUAAAACUUAGUAGAACUAUCUACUAUUGUCUAUUUUUUUUAGUUGUAGCAAGUUAUUUAUUGUUAUGGUAGAAAUAUAAUUUUACUUGUAUGUAUGAAAGCAUUUAUAAAUUGAAUUAAUUUUCAUUUGCAAACCUUAUUAAUUGAAGGAAGUAUUAUUUAUUGGUAUGUUGGCUAUUCUGCCAUUUGUUUAAUAUUGUGGAAAACUAUAACUUUAAAAUAAAUUUUUAUUAUUAA